UAGAGGCCCUUCCAAGCCUUAAGAACCUGUUACGCGUCACCUGGAUGCAUACAUGAUAAGUAUUGGACAGAAUACAUACAGAGAAGAAUCACCACACCGUGUCAAGCAUGAGCAUCCUGGUCUGUUGAUUGGAUACUUCCUCAGAGCCCAUAUGCAGUGGAUAGCAAGGGACAUUUGAACAUCAUUAAUAACUCUCGACCUACCUUUUUCAUCCAUUGAUCACUACGAAGAUUAAGUGAAUAUUAAAGUGGCUCGAGAUCUUCUCCCUAUCAUAUCUUUGUUUUCUUACCAUCAACCAAAAGAAAAGAGAAGAAAAUGGGCUCGUCAAGCACCAGCGUCAAUUCGUACGAUAUCAUCAUCAUCGGCGGCGGCCUAGCCGGCAUCAACUGUGCCUACCGCCUCCAGUCCAGGGUCCCUGACGCCAAGUUCGCGAUCCUGGAAGCCCGUGAUGACAUCGGCGGCACCUGGGAGAUCUUCAAGUAUCCGGGCAUCCGGUCUGACUCGGACCUACACACCUAUGGCUUCGCCUGGGAGCCGUGGCCGUACUCGACGCCCAUUGCCGAGGGCGAGUUGAUUCUGUCCUACUUUCACCAGUGUGUGGAGAAGUACGACCUGCGCAAGUACAUGAGCUUCCGGCACAAGGUGACGGGGUGUGACUGGUCCAGCGAGGCCAAGAAGUGGACCCUGGCCGUAGACAAUGACGGGCAAAGGAAGGUCUACGAGGCGUCCUUUGUGGUCCUCGGCACGGGCUACUACGACUACGAGAACCCCCUACCGGCCGUGAUUCCUGGGCUGGAGAAUUUCAAGGGCAAGAUUGUGCACCCGCAAGCCUGGCCGACCGACUACGACUUCUCCGAGAAGGAGGUCGUGGUCGUGGGCAGCGGCGCCACAGCCAUCACACUGAUCCCGAACCUGGCGCCCAGGACCAAGCACGUCACCAUGCUCCAGCGAAGCCCCACAUGGAUCGCGGCCAUCACGAACAGGGCACCCUUCGACGGACACUGGCUGCUGUCGUCCUUGAUUCCCAGGAGGCUCAAGGCGUGGCUGAACUGGCUGUACUUUGCAAUCGUGCCCUUCUACCGCGUCCGCCUGUGCCAAAGGUAUCCGCAGCUGGCGAGGAAGGCUCUCCUCAAACAAGCGGGCGAGCGGCUUCCCGCGGACAUCAGCACCGACCCGCACUUCACGCCGCGAUACAACCCAUGGGAGCAGAGGCUCUGUCUGUCACCCGAGGGAGACUUCUUCGAGUGCCUGCACGGCCGCGAUGGAAAGCCUGCGAAAGCGGGUGUCGUCACGGCCACGAUCGAGACGGUCACGGAGGACGGCAUUCUCUGCAGUAACGGGCAGAAGCUGAACGCCGACGUAAUCAUUACGGCGACGGGGUUGAAGAUUCGAUUUGGUGGGGGGGUUCCCCUGCGUGUCGAUGGUGAGCUGGUCAGCCACCCGGAACACAUCAUUUGGGAGGGUUGUAUGAUGAAUGACGUGCCCAACCUGAUGUACAUGGUUGGAUAUGCCUGGGCCUCGUGGACGCUCGGGGUUGACAAUACGGCCAUCCUGCUGUGUCGUCUGUGGAAGGAUAUGAAGAAGAGGGGUCGGCAGGUUGCUGUGCCCAAAUUUCCCCAGGGGACGGUCAUUGCUGAGGAGGACAAGAAGUCGUGGCUGGAGCUGACGUCAACAUACAUAAAGAAGGACAGGACGUCUCCACUCAACUUAAAGGAUGGUAAAGGUCCUUGGAAGGCAAGGGGCAAUGUUUGGUUGGAUUGGCUACAGGCCAGAUUUGGGAGUGUGAGUAGAGCUCUGGCCCUGUCAUGAGGGCUGUUCAGGGUGUCAAUGCGCUUGUUUGGGAGGUCAUGGGUUGAAUGAUGCUGGGAAGAAAUGUUAUUAGUCUGUGCAAAGAAGGAUAGGAGCAGGCUAGUGUCGAGACAAUAGGCAGAGAACUACUGCAGAAUGAGAUAUUUAUUAGGUUCAAUGCC
Molecule: messenger RNA, 1970 nt
Organism: Cryphonectria parasitica EP155
Lineage: Eukaryota; Fungi; Ascomycota; Sordariomycetes; Diaporthales; Cryphonectriaceae
Product: FAD/NAD(P)-binding domain-containing protein
Exons: 1
Coding region: 316-1809 (497 amino acids)
Molecular function (GO): NADP binding; flavin adenine dinucleotide binding; N,N-dimethylaniline monooxygenase activity
Source: RefSeq, a predicted model, not a curated record